CGCUCCGCAGGCAGUGGCGUCGAGUGCCGAGCUCCGAGCCGAGCACGGCGCUGGGGGAGAGGCGGCGGCGCAGGCUCCGUGGGCGACAUGAGUUUGGCCGGGGGCCGGGCCCCCCGGAAGACCGCCGGGAACCGGCUUUCUGGGCUCCUGGAGGCGGAGGAGGAAGAUGAAUUCUAUCAGACGACUUAUGGGGGUUUCACCGAGGAGUCGGGAGAUGAUGAAUAUCAAGGGGACCAGUCAGACACAGAGGAUGAGGUGGAUUCCGACUUUGACAUUGAUGAAGGGGAUGAACCAUCCAGCGAUGGAGAAGUGGAAGAGCCCAGAAGGAAGCGCCGAGUGGUUACCAAAGCCUAUAAGGAGCCUCUCAAGAGCUUGAGGCCUCGGAAGGUCAGCACCCCAGCCAGCAGCUCUCAGAAGGCCCGAGAGGAGAAGGCGCUGCUGCCGCUAGAGCUGCAGGAUGAUGGCUCUGACAGUCGCAAGUCCAUGCGUCAGUCUACAGCUGAGCAUACCCGACAAACGUUCCUUCGGGUCCAGGAGAGACAAGGCCAGUCACGGCGGCGGAAGGGACCCCACUGUGAGCGGCCACUGACCCAGGAAGAGCUCCUCAGGGAGGCCAAGAUCACAGAAGAGCUCAACUUACGGUCACUGGAGACAUACGAAAGGCUUGAGGCUGACAAGAAGAAGCAGGUUCACAAGAAGCGCAAGUGCCCUGGGCCCAUAAUCACCUAUCAUUCAGUGACAGUACCACUUAUUGGGGAGCUGGGCCCCAAGGAAGAGAAUGUCGAUGUAGAAGGCUCUUCGUGGUUUGUCUCUGUUUUUUCCUCCAGACUUGAUCCCGCUCCCACAGCUUCUACACUGACUCCCCAUGCUGGCACUGGACCCCCUGCUCGCUGCUCACGUACCUUCAUCACUUUUAGUGAUGAUGCGACAUUUGAGGAAUGGUUCCCCCAAGGACGGCCCCCGAAGAUCCCUGUUCGGGAGGUCUGCCCAGUGACCCACCGUCCAGCUCUGUACCGAGACCCUGUUACAGACAUACCCUACGCCACUGCUCGGGCCUUCAAGAUCAUCCGUGAGGCCUAUAAGAAGUACAUCACUGCGCAUGGACUGCCGCCCACUGCCUCGGCCCUGGGCCCUGGACCCCCACCUGCUGAGCCCCUCCCUGGCUCUGGGCCCCGAGCGUUGCGCCAGAAAAUUGUCAUCAAAUGAAGCGAUACCUAGAUCCUAGAAACCACUGUUCUGCCCUGACCUGGAGUUCCUGCCUCUCCCUGACCUCUCUCUGCAACUCCCCUUUUGUCAUCUUUGAUGUUUGCCCAAUCCUCUUUCUGCAUCUUUUCCCCUAGUUGCUACGGGUUUUGUUGUAUGUUUUUUUUUUAACCUAAUAAAAUAGAUUGCUUCUGUC
Ochotona curzoniae (black-lipped pika) is the source of this 1399-nucleotide messenger RNA. RefSeq names its product vacuolar protein sorting 72 homolog (gene VPS72). Bases 88 to 1206 code for a protein of 372 amino acids. Gene Ontology annotation, biological process: chromatin remodeling; regulation of DNA-templated transcription. Gene Ontology annotation, molecular function: ATP-dependent H2AZ histone chaperone activity. The transcript is spliced from 6 exons. The record is from RefSeq and is a predicted model, not a curated record. Gene Ontology annotation, cellular component: nucleus. NCBI's taxonomy places the organism in Eukaryota, Metazoa, Chordata, Mammalia, Lagomorpha, Ochotonidae.